CUGCUUAUCGAUAAGCGAUAAAGUAUACACAUAAAAAAUUAAAUUGCAGCACCAGCACCAACGCACAUAUUUAUUGUUCCAAGUGCGAGGAGUGCUAAAAACAAAGAGCGAAGAGCGUGUGUGCGAGUAAACAUUUUGGGGCAGAUACAGACAGAGCGACCGGAACCAGAGCCAGCCACGGGCCGCUACAACAAGGCACAGGGCAAGGAACUGAGAAGCAGCAGCAGGCAGAACAACGUCGACGACUACAACAAUGAACACACUGAGCCCCAGCACAAACGGAGCAGCCAGCGGUGGCUCCACAACGGCCAUAUCCACGACAGGCAAUGGUAACGGGAACGGUUCCAGCACAAACGUAGCAGCGGCCGGCACUGCGAACGAUGGUGGCGGGGGCGGUGGCCUCGACGAGGCUGGCGGCGAUGCCAGCUCACGGCGGCAGGCCACUCGUGUUUUCAAGAAGAGUUCGUCCAAUGGCAAAAUCACCGUGUAUCUUGGCAAGCGGGACUUUGUAGACCAUGUGUCGCACGUCGAUCCCAUUGAUGGGGUGGUCUUCAUUGAUCCCGAAUAUGUCAAGGAUCGCAAGGUGUUUGGCCAGGUGCUGGCCGCCUUUCGCUAUGGUCGCGAGGACCUGGACGUCCUGGGGCUGACAUUCCGCAAGGACCUGUAUUUAGCGCAUGAGCAAAUCUACCCGCCCAUGCAACUGGAACGCCCGAUGACCCGUCUUCAGGAGCGGCUGAUUAAAAAGCUGGGCCCCAAUGCACAUCCGUUCUACUUCGAAGUGCCACCCUACUGCCCCGCCUCGGUGUCCUUGCAGCCGGCCCCCGGAGAUGUGGGCAAGUCUUGCGGUGUGGAUUACGAGCUGAAAGCAUUUGUGGGUGAGCACGUCGAGGACAAGCCCCACAAACGGAACUCGGUGCGCCUAACCAUACGGAAGGUCAUGUAUGCCCCAUCGAAGGCCGGCGAGCAGCCAUCGAUUGAGGUGAGCAAGGAGUUCAUGAUGAAGCCGAAUAAAAUCCACCUGGAGGCCAGCCUGGACAAGGAACUGUACCAUCAUGGCGAGAAGAUAUCGAUCAAUGUCCAUGUGGCCAACAAUUCCAAUCGAACGGUCAAGAAGAUCAAGGUCUGUGUGCGGCAAUUCGCCGACAUUUGCCUCUUCUCGACGGCUCAGUACAAGUCGGUGGUGGCCGAGAUCGAAUCGGAGGAUGGAUGCCAGGUGGCGCCGGGCUUCACUCUGUCCAAGGUCUUUGAGCUGUGCCCCAUGCUGGCCAACAACAAGGACAAAUGGGGCCUGGCCCUGGACGGACAGUUAAAGCACGAGGACACAAAUUUGGCGUCCAGCACUCUGAUCACCAACCCCGCCCAGCGCGAGAGUCUCGGCAUAAUGGUACACUACAAGGUGAAGGUUAAGCUGCUAAUCAGCUCGCCGCUGCUGAAUGGCGACUUGGUUGCCGAGCUGCCGUUCACGCUAAUGCACCCCAAGCCCGAGGAGGAGGAGCCACCGCUGCUGGGCGAGCGAUCGCCGCGGGCCAGCUUGGCGGCGCCCCUGCUCAGCUUGGGCGAAAUGGAAGUAGACGGCGCAUCAGGGUCCGGUGGCGACCAGGGACAACAGGAUGUGCCCACCACCACCAAUCUGAUCCAGCUGGACGAUGAGGAGGCGCAGGAUGAUGACAUUAUAUUUGAGGACUUUGCCCGCUUGCGUCUGAAGGGCGCCGAAACGGAGGCCUAGAUCGCUGCUGGCUGGUGCCCCGUCCCCCUAGAACUUUCGAUUCCACUGUAGUCGAGCCUAGAGCUCGCUGCUGACGUGCUCGAUCGGUUUUAGGACACGCGUGCACAACAGAACAAGAACAGAACUUUGAAUGUCCAACUUAUUGAAUUCGUCAUAUUUCGGCAUUUUGUAUCAUAUAUGAGAAAUUCGCGCAGCCGCAGCCUAAUGUAAAGUUUUAUACAGUAGCCAAUAGCCACGGUAAAUAGUUUUUUGGUGUAAGCUAUUUGAUAUGUGUAGGCCAUACGUUCUAGUAUCAAUAGAGUUAAGCUGAAAGUGUACGAAUUUUAAAAAUGUGAAAUUGUUUAACAAAUACACAAACUAUACACGAACACAAAUACACACAUACGCAUACACAUGCCCCCCACAACACUCACACAGAUACGCCAUGUAAUUUACCACACACACACCCACGCCUGCAACAGUUGAAAGAAUGCACAAAAAUUAUAUUUAUUUAUCUACGAAACACAAAAUCUGUUCAUUUAUGUUAUGCCCAUCCUUAGCGAUUGAAAUAUGCGCACACAAACCCCCAAGUUUGACAUUAAGCUGAGAUUUAUGGGGCUAGCACAGGGGACAAUGUUUGAUUUGUCGUUGUGGUGUGGCUUGCCCUAUCGGAGCAGCCAAUUCGGAUUAUGUAUUAUACAGCAGAAGCAGAGUGAAAAGCCUAAGCCUUAUACCAUCUUGUAUGGAAAGAAUAAUUAAUGUAAUUGGAAAGGAAUAAAAUGCAAGGAAACUUAACGUUAAAAACUACCAAAAGAUUCUGUAUGAUUGUGGAAAUAUGCGAAAUAUGUAAUUCAAAAUAACUCACAUGAUCCACAUAGUCGAUAUCAGCACGCUUCCACGAAUCAUUUUGGGUUGCUUUAAUGAUUUCUAACCAAUUCCUGUGGCUUUACUUCUGCUCCCAAUUGGCCAAGUUCGGAAUCGAAAUUAAAGAAACGAAAACGAAACGCACAUUACUUUAGAAACACACAAAUGGGAAUUGGUUCCACUAUAUCUAUAUAUUUUUAUGACAGCCUUUUCAAUGAAAAGUAAAAAAAAGAGUAUACAUUUGAUUCCUUUCAUUUAUGGGCGGCGCCUGCUACGAAUGACUUAUAUGAUAUAUAAAAAUACUUGAAAAAAUUCUAGAUACGCUUAGGACAACUAAAAUUGAUAAAAACUAUGAAAAUAAUCUAAAAUAAGGCUUUUAAUGCGAACAUUAGCUCGAAUUUGUUUUUAGUGCCCUCCCCCCACCAGCAGAAACAACAGAAAUGAUGUGUAAAUAUAAUGUGAACAUAUUUUAAAGUGCAUUUUUAUAAGGCGUGUGCCAGUACGCUCACACCGAGCGUAUGGGUUUGUUAGAAUGUUUUUUAGAAUGUGACGGAAUGAUUGAUUGAAACUGGAACAAGCAAAAACCAAUAAAGAAAACCCCGAUGAAGGUAAUUAACAUGAAUUGUGCAUUGCAGAAUGGUUAAAAUGGAUACAAUAUGACAAGAAUUAAAUGAAUAAAUAUAUAUAGAGCAAUUUAAAUGUAUGUGUAGACGGAAUACUAAAUAAUAUUGAUACAUAUGUGAAUAUAUAAAGUAAAUGUACAUCAGAGCGAGUGUAAAGCAUUUAAGCCAUAGCCUCAGCAUGUGCCCAUGAAUAAUAUCCCUCAGAAUUGCUUAAGAAAUUAGUCUCGGACAAAUAUAAAUCAAAUUUUCAACAUUAUUUGUAAAGUUUUUAUAAUACCUUUUUAUAUAUUUCGUACAUACACAUGUAAGUCGGAGGAGAACCUACGAAGAGGAAUCCUUUUGUAGCCUGCACAAA
Molecule: messenger RNA, 3547 nt
Organism: Drosophila subobscura
Lineage: Eukaryota; Metazoa; Arthropoda; Insecta; Diptera; Drosophilidae
Gene: krz
Product: beta-arrestin-1
Exons: 2
Coding region: 254-1726 (490 amino acids)
Biological process (GO): G protein-coupled receptor internalization; signal transduction
Cellular component (GO): cytoplasm
Molecular function (GO): G protein-coupled receptor binding
Source: RefSeq, a predicted model, not a curated record